UUUCUGCGCGGCUCACAGUCCACUCGAGUCUGUGGGAGCCUGAACGCAAGGAGACAGAGAGGGAUUUAAAGAAAAGCAACAGGGGGAGUGUUUCUCUUGUCCCCCUCUUUUCUCCCUCUGUUGGUCUCCUUGGUCACACACAUGCACAAACACUCCUCACACACAAACACCGACGAAGGCUCAGUCCUGCGUUCGGCCACCAACAUCAUGGAGAUGAGCUCCCCUGUCUCUUCGGCCACCGCAGCACCCCAGCAGCCUGAUAUGGACACUAACACGAAACCCGGCUCAACAACAAAGACUGAGCUCAGAGAGGAGAAAGAAGAUGAGGAAGAGGAGAAGGAAAGAGGAACGGCUGCUGUGGGGCAGAGUUCAGAUCCAGAGUGGGUGGAGGACAGGUUCAGGAUUAACCGGAAGAAGCUUGAAACCAUGCUGUCUGCUCCUAAACAAGAAGACAGAGAGACAGGAGAAGAGUUUUUCGAGAGAGUAAUGAGAGAAACAGACACUCAGGUGAAAUGGCCCUCCAAGUUGAAGAUAGGAGCCAAGUCAAAAAAGGAUCCACAUGUAAAGGUGGAAGGGAGGAGAGCUAACGUCAUGGAAGCCACAAAAAAGAUACUAGACAUGCUGGAAACCAAGAAUAACAAAGUGACUCUGAAAAUGGACGUGGCGUACACAGAGCACUCCCACGUCAUCGGAAAAGGUGGUGGGAACAUCAAAAAGGUGAUGGAGGUCACAUCCUGUCACAUCCACUUCCCUGACUCCAAUCGCCACUACACUGCAGGAGAGAAAAGCAACCAGGUCUCAAUCGCUGGGCCUAUUGAAGGGGUGGAAGAAGCCCGGAGGAUGAUAAGAGACCUCCAGCCACUGUCGCUGACCUUUGACCUGCCAGUCAGCUUGGUGACCCAGGCGUUGCCAGAUGCAGGCUCCCCACUCAUCCAGCAGGUGGUGCAGACUCUGGGGGUCAAUGUAAGCUUCAAGGCCGUGCCUCCCCUGCCUCAAGCUCAACCCUCCUUUUACGUGAGCUCCUGCACAGUCUGGGGGCUGCAGGGCAACACAGCCGCUGUCAAGAAGGCGACCUGCAUCCUGAUGGAGCUCCUGCUUGGGUCCGAAUCUACAGGCGUGGUGAACAGCCAGCUGGAAUUCACAGCUCAGCAGCAUCUCUUCAUGCUGGGACAGAAUGGUCCACACUACCUGAGUGUCAUGCACAAGACCCAGGCCCAGAUCAUCCUACCAGACCUCAGUGCUCCUCAGAAUCCCCUUUCACUUAUCAUCCAGGGCAGCCCUGAGGGGGUGUGUCUGGCUCGGCAGCAGCUCAUGGAAUGUCUGCCAGUGUGUUUGACGUUUGACAUGCGUGAAGACGGGGAGGUAGAUCCUUGCAAACUGGCGCAGAUGAGGCAAAACCUAGAAGUCUUCAUUAGCAUCAAACCCAAAGCAAAACAGAUCAGCAAGUCUGUAGUGGUGAAGGGUUUGGAAAGGAACAUCUCCUGCCUUUAUGAGGCCCGUCGUCUCCUCCUGGGACUUGAUGUCAGUGAGACUGCCAAGAUAUCGUCACUGAGCUCUGACCUCACGACAUCCGGCACUGGGUUGACCAGCUACUGGCUCAACAUGUUGCUGCAGCAGCUCCGUCUCUCUGAACAGGACUCUGCACCUCCUCUAAUGGAGAUGCUGACUGGUGUCAAGCUUCACCCCUCGCCUCCUCCAGGCCUCACUUCUCCUCCUGAGGAGGUGAGGACAGGACUGAACAGAACAGACAUCCGGCCGCUGGAGAAGAUCCUUGAAAACGAGUAUCAGUCUGGCCAAUCAGAGGACGAGAGCUCUGAGGGUGUGGUGAUGUCACCAUCUGAGGUGAACGACUGCGUCAUCAAUAUGGGGCUGAUCAGUCGGAGGGGGAGUCUCCAAGGUCCAGAAAUGUCUAAGCUCCUCAGUCAGGGCAGACGUCACUCGACAGGACAAGCGCUAAUGGACAGGAUGCUGAACACAGAGGCCGAGGGAGGGAGGAGUGCGUGGAGGAACAGCAUGAGGAGAGAUCUGGUGCAAAACCUUCAUGCUGAUUCAUCCAAGGUGGAGGAUUAUGACUAUGAGAAGAAGAAACUGCUGGCCACCCGAGCCAUGCAAAGGAAGCCUGUGGUCACUGAGGUCCGGACUCCCACAGACACCUGGAGUGGUCUUGGCUUCUCUAAGUCGAUGCCAGCUGAGGCGGUCAAGGAGCUUCGCAACAUCAGCCGGCGCAGCUACAAACCUUACCUGAACACCAACAACAACCAGCAGCAGUCCUGGGCUGCUCAGACAAGAAACGUGUGUAACGGCAGCAACUCUGAAAACUGGAGGGACAGACCUGGAUCCAUAUCCCAUCCUGCAUCUUCUUCCUCCCCCUCUUCCUCCUCUCCAUCCUCCCCCUCCUCCCCUACCUUCUCCCCAUCCACCGCCUCCUUGCCUGCAUUCACAACCUCGCUGAGCAGAAGCAGAAACGUCAAAUCUUCUGAAAGCUUUGUCAGCAGCAGCUUUGAGGGCUUGUGCUCAACGAGGAGGGCGUCGACCUGCAGUCAGCGGAGCCCCUCCCCCCUUAUGACUGACGACCUGCCUGAGCUUCUCAGCCAACUCCGACUGAUCAAAUACAUUGAUGUGUUCGAGCAACAAGAGAUCGACUACCAGACAUUCCUCACUCUGUCCGACGAGGAUCUGAAAGAAGUUGGUGUCUCUACCUUUGGAGCCCGACGCAAGAUGUUACUUGCAAUCUCAGACCUAAACAAAAGCAGAAGGAGGCUGUCUGACACCCCGGCUGUCAAGCCGAGCUACCUGGAAGGAGGCGCGAGUGGCAGACUUCUACACAUCACGGAUGUGGAUGCUGCAGCUCAGAACAACCACUGGUGAAAGGAGAAUCUGCUCAUGAAUCACAGAUGCUGUUGCCAGUUAAUUUAAUUUAUCAGAAAUUUUAAAAGAAAGCACAAACGAGCAGCAAAGA
This is a messenger RNA of Nematolebias whitei (Rio pearlfish), 2959 nucleotides long. It is a transcript of the gene bicc2, whose product is annotated as bicaudal C homolog 2. Lineage: Eukaryota; Metazoa; Chordata; Actinopteri; Cyprinodontiformes; Rivulidae. Gene Ontology annotation, cellular component: cytoplasm. The coding region runs from base 142 to 2868 and encodes 908 amino acids. The record is from RefSeq and is a predicted model, not a curated record. The transcript has 19 exons. Gene Ontology annotation, molecular function: protein binding; RNA binding.